Molecule: messenger RNA, 2285 nt
Organism: Pseudophryne corroboree (corroboree frog)
Lineage: Eukaryota; Metazoa; Chordata; Amphibia; Anura; Myobatrachidae
Product: oocyte zinc finger protein XlCOF22-like
Exons: 7
Coding region: 185-2266 (693 amino acids)
Source: RefSeq, a predicted model, not a curated record
ACCCAUAAUCCCAUGCGCUGCGUCACACCCGGAAAUACUGCCCCGCCCACUUCCUGUACACACAGUCCUCUGUCCCUGGUGUCAUCUACUGCCGCCUCCUCCUCCUCCAGGCGCUCCAGCUUUGAGGAACCAGAGUAUUUAUUACACAUCACACAGUCUGUAUUCUCACUGAUUCCCUGACACGAUGGACACAGACAGGAGUCACAGAACUGAGAGGAUAAUUAAUAUCACCCUUGAGAUCAUCUACAUACUGACUGGGGAGGAUUACACAGUAGUAAAGAAGACAUCCGAUGAGUGUGAGACACCCAGCAGCCGUCCCCAUGUGUCAGGAGUACUGAGCAGGACCCAGCUCACAAUCACAGUGCCUCCGCCUCACUCACUGAUACAUGACAGACACAAUGACCAGAAGAUCCUGGAACUCACCAACAAGAUCAUUCAGCUGCUGACUGGAGAGGAGGGGGAGUAUAUAGAGGAACACAGGGGUCUGUACAAGGACGUGAUGAUGGAGAAUCACCGGACCCUCACAUCACUGGAUGGGCCCAGUAACAGAGAUACCCCAGAGAGAUGUCCCCGUCCUCUGUAUUCCCAGGAUUGUACAGAGGAGAAUCACAGGAUCCCACAGGAGGAUCAGGCUGAAGAACUGACUGAUUUAAAGGCAGAAGAUAUAGAGGGAGAAGAAGAGACGUAUGUGAGUGAUAUAAAGGCAGAAGAUGUAGUGGGAGAAGAAGAGACGUAUGUGAGUGAUAUAAAGGCAGAAGAUGUAGUGGGAGAAGAAGAGACGUAUGUGACUGAUAUAAAGGCAGAAGAUAUAGAGGGAGAAGAAGAGACGUAUGUGACUGAUAUAAAGGCAGAAGAUACAGAGGGAGAAGAAGAGACGUAUGUGAGGGGUGAUCAGCAGUGUAAGGAGGAGGAAAUCCCUACAGAUAUCAGCACAGCAGAUGGACACACAAGCAGGAAUAUCUCAGAAGGACAUCUAAUGUUAUCCCCGGAUUGUGAAAUAAAAGAUAAUGACAGUAGACGGGAUUCUCCAGGAGAUAACCCCAUUACCCCAAUUAUCCAUCCAGCUCUAUCAGCUGAUCCCCCUGAUCCUGGGAAAUGUUCUCCUGAUCACUCUGAUAUUGGUGCAUCUGUUACAGCUCCGAGAGUAGAUACAGAGUUUCCCUGUUCUAUAGAUGCCAAAUGUUUUAUACAGAACACAAAACUUACUGCCCAUCAGCCAGUUAAGGCAGGGGAGAGGCCAUUUCCAUGUUCUGAGUGUGGGAAAUGUUUUUCACGAAAGGCAUCUUAUGUUAAACAUCUGGGAAGUCACACAGGUAAUAAGCAAUUUUCAUGUUCUCACUGUGGGAAAUGUUUUACAUACAAAUGGCAUCUUGUUAAACAUCUGAGAAGUCACACAGGUGAGAAGCCAUUUUCAUGUUCUGAGUGUGGGAAAUGUUUUACACAGAAAUCGAGUCUUGUUACACAUCAGAGAAGUCACACAAGUGAGAAGCCAUUUUCAUGUUCUGAGUGUGGGAAAUGUUUUACACUGAAAUCAUCUCUUGUUAUGCAUCAGAAAACUCACACAGGUGAGAGGCCAUUUUCAUGUUCUGAGUGUGGGAAAUGUUUUUCACGAAAGACAUCUUAUGUUAAACAUCUGGGAAGUCACACAGGUAAUAAGCAAUUUUCAUGUUCUCACUGUGGGAAAUGUUUUACAUACAAUUGGCAUCUUGUUACACAUCAGAGAAGUCACACAGGUGAGAAGCCAUUUUCAUGUUCUGAGUGUGGGAAAUGUUUUACACAGAAAUCGAGUCUUGUUAUUCAUGAGAGAAGUCACACAGGUGAGAAGCCAUUUUCAUGUUCUGAGUGUGGGAAAGGUUUUACACGGAAAUCACAUCUUGUUCUACAUGAGUUAACUCACACAGGUGAGAAGCCAUUUCCAUGUUCUGAGUGUGGGAAAUGUUUUACACAGAAAUCGAGUCUUGUUACACAUCGGAGAACUCACACAGGAGAGAGGCCAUUUCCAUGUUCUGAGUGUAGGAAAGAUUUUAAACACAAAUCAGAUCUUGUUGUACAUCAGAGAAGUCACACAGGUGAGAGGCCAUUUCCAUGUUCUGAGUGUGGGAAAUAUUUUACACGGAAAUCAUAUCUUGUUAUACAUCAGAGAUGUCACACAGGUGAGAGGCCAUUUCCAUGUUCUGAGUGUGGAAAAUGUUUUAAACACAAAUCAGAUCUUAUUCAACAUGGGAGAACUCACAGACGUGUGAAGCCAUUUGCAUGCCCUGAGUGAUAAAUCCAUUUUAAUCUUC